AAACGAGGACCGUGCCUUCAAAACACGGGCUAGGGCAUUGCUAUCCGAUACAGAUAUCGGAUGUGCGGUCGAUGAAGAUUUCGAGGUUAUGCUCGCCGAGGAAGACGUGUACUCUGGGAGGGGUAGCGGCUUUACUUUAUCGCAUAUCGACGGUCUUAUGCUCAGCGUAUACAAGUAUACGCCCCUCGCCGGCUCAUCAUAUAUUCCGAUUCCGCCCGAAAUUAAUAAUAGAAAAGCAAUCAUCAACCCACAGAAUAUCGAUCAGUCUUGUUUCAAGUGGUCUAUUUUGGCGAGGCACGUUGGGGUUAAUAAUAAUACACGCGUUAAUCAAAAAUAUUUUAAUGAGGAACACAGGUAUGAUUUCACGGGGUUGACGUUCCCCACACCUGUGUCCCAAAUUAAAAUAUUCGAGCGACGAAACCCUAACGUGUCUGUCAACGUGUACGGCUUGGAACGAGACGACGUAAAGAUGAAGUGGUUGGUGUAUCCAUUAAGAGUUGCCGACCAAGAACAACAGAAUCAUUUUGACCUGUUGUAUAUUGGCGACUCUGAAAAAUCACAUUACGCGUACAUUUCAGAUUUUUCUAAGCUUGUUCGUAAACAAAAAACCAGACACCAAGGUCGCAUAUACACUUGCAAACGUUGCUUCACCUGCUUUGAUGAUCAGCCUAAAAAGCAUAUUCUUCGGGGUCAACAAGCGUUGGAGCAACACAAGUUGAUAUGCGGCAAAAAUAAACCAAUUUUACCUGUUAUGCCGGCAGAGGGCAGUAAGGUCGAAUUUGAAGCGUGGGUAAAGACGCAACGGUUACCGUUCGUCAUCUACGCCGAUUUUGAGGCCUUACUGGAGAAAACAGACGAUCGUACGGGAGCAUACACCAGGACUGUGCACACCCACCAUCCCAUGAGCUAUGGGUUCAUGGUGAAAACAUCGGACAAUGUACCCUCCGAGCUCCUCGAACGCUACAGUAUACCACAAUCACCGGUGAUAUACCGUGGCUCCGAGGAUCUUAUAUGGAAAGUUCCGCAUGUAAGUGUGUUGGAUGACAUGCGGUUAGACAUGCUCAAAAUCCUGAAAACCUCAACACCGCUUCAAAUAGCAUUUCGAAGUUGGGAUCUAUAUGAAAAUCCUGGCCUACCAAAUAGUAAAAGACAAGCCUGGACUGUGAAAACUUCAUCGCAGACUGAGAGCCCGAGAUUUGUUAUUGUAGCUUUUCAAGUGGAUAGAAAAAACAAAAUAAACAAAGAUAGUAGUAGAUUUGACCAUUGUUCGUUAUCAUCUCUAAAAGUAUACUUGAAUUCGGAAUCGUACCCCUAUGAUAACUUGCGAAUGGACUUUUCAAAUGAUAAGUAUGCUGUACCAUAUCACAUGUACACUCAAUUCCAAGAGGCGUUCUAUGAAAAGGAGAUGGCGUGUCCUAUGCUGACAAAAACAGAAUUCAAGACAACUGCACCACUCAUUGUCAUUGACUGUUCGAGGCAAAACGAAAAAUUAAAAAAUGCGCCAGUAGNAUGA
This is a messenger RNA of Daktulosphaira vitifoliae (grape phylloxera), 1513 nucleotides long. RefSeq lists its product as uncharacterized. Bases 89 to 1513 code for a protein of 474 amino acids. Lineage: Eukaryota; Metazoa; Arthropoda; Insecta; Hemiptera; Phylloxeridae. The record is from RefSeq and is a predicted model, not a curated record. The transcript is spliced from 2 exons.